AUGAAGUUUAUGAAGUACGCAGUUUUCUUUUACACAUCCGUGGGCAUUGAACCGUAUACAAUGGCUUCUCGGCCCAAGAAAAUCGGUCUGUGGUCAACAGUUCUUUUCUGGGCCAACGUGAUAAACUUGAGUGUCAUUGUUCUCGGGGAGUUUGUCUAUCUGGGAGUGGCUGUUUCCAGUGGAAAGUUUAUUGAUGCCGUGACCGUGCUGUCCUACAUCGGAUUCGUGUUUGUCGGCAUGAGCAAGAUGUUCUUCAUCUGGUCGAAGAAGCCAGUUCUCAGCGAUAUGGUCCAGGAACUUGAGCAGAUAUAUCCAAAGGGGAAGGCUCAGGAGGAGGACUAUCGUCUGAGUAGCUACCUUCGAUCGUGUUCCCGGAUCAGUAUUACCUACGCGCUCCUCUACUCGGUGCUCAUUUGGACCUUCAACCUGUUUAGCAUCAUGCAGUACCUCGUCUACGAGAAGUGGCUCAAGAUCCGAGUGGUUGGUCAAACGCUGCCAUAUCCGAUGUACUUUACCUGGAACUGGGAGACCACCUGGUCGUACUACCUGCUGCUUGUCUUCCAGAACCUCGCAGGACACACCUCGGCAUCCGGACAGAUCGCCACGGAUCUCCUGCUCUGCGCAGUGGCCACCCAGGUGGUCAUGCACUUCGAUCACUUGGCCAGAGUGGUGGAGCACCACGAGUUGACCAAUGACUGGAACAAAAACCUACAAUUUUUGGUCAAAAGUGUCCAAUACCACCAGCGUAUUCUCCGACUGAUGGAUGUGCUCAAUGAUAUAUUCGGAAUUCCCCUUCUGCUGAACUUCAUGGUCUCCACUUUUGUCAUCUGCUUCGUGGGUUUCCAGAUGACAGUGGGAGUGCCGCCGGACAUCAUGAUUAAGCUCUUCCUGUUUCUGUUCUCAUCGCUGAGCCAGGUGUAUCUGAUAUGUCACUACGGCCAGUUAAUUGCCGAUGCGAGUUCUGGCUUGUCGAUUGCAGCCUACAAACAGAACUGGAUUAAUGCGGACUUACGCUAUCGUCGGGCUCUUAUAUUCUUUAUAGCUCGCCCUCAAAGGACAACCUAUCUGAAGGCCACAGUCUUUAUGACUAUAACAAGGGCCACCAUGACAGACCUACUUCAGAUAUCCUACAAGUUUUUCGCUCUGCUCCGAACCAUGUACAUUAAGUAA
Messenger RNA from Drosophila ficusphila, 1170 nucleotides. Its product is annotated as odorant receptor 85c. Gene Ontology annotation, biological process: sensory perception of smell; detection of chemical stimulus involved in sensory perception of smell. Gene Ontology annotation, molecular function: olfactory receptor activity; odorant binding. Gene Ontology annotation, cellular component: plasma membrane. The record is from RefSeq and is a predicted model, not a curated record. The transcript is spliced from 3 exons. Lineage: Eukaryota; Metazoa; Arthropoda; Insecta; Diptera; Drosophilidae. The coding region runs from base 1 to 1170 and encodes 389 amino acids.